AGACCGCAGCUUGUUUUGGCUGACCGACUUCCCUCUCAAAAACUUCCGAGGGCGGCAGAAAAAAAAAGUCGAGACCAUCCGCAGGUCAGGAAAUCGGACCCAACGCCCUCUGCCACGAACCCGGGGCUGACAACGCCGGAACCAUGGAUAUCCACCGGUGCCGCUUCGUCCGGUAUCCGGCCUCAGCCAUCAACGCGGUGGCCUUCACACACUCGUCGCUUCCGUCGGUUGGCGCGAAACAGAAGUAUCUCCAGAAAAACAUUCAAGUGCGGUUGGCGAUCGGCAGAGCCAAUGGCGACAUUGAGAUCUGGAAUCCGCUCCACGGUGCAUGGCACCAGGAGCUUGUCAUUCCCGGCGGCAAGGACCGAAGCGUUGACGGCCUAGUCUGGGUCACAGACCCGGACGAAGAGUUGGCCGACGGCAAGAUCAUCCACGGCAAGUCGCGCCUCUUCAGCAUUGGCUAUACGACUACGAUCACCGAGUGGGACCUGGAGAAGGCCAGGGCGAAGAAGCAUGCAAGCGGCCAGCACGGAGAGAUCUGGUGCCUCGGUGUCCAGCCCCUACCGAACAAGGGUCCCGUUGCACCCGGCAGUCGCAAACUCGUCGCCGGCACGGUGGAUGGCAACUUGGUGCUCUACUCGAUUGAGGACGGCGAUCUCAAGUUUGAGCGCACUCUCAUAAGGACUCCAUCCAAGACGACCAAGUUCGUCAGCAUCGCGUUCCAGUCCCAUAAUGUUGUCGUUGUCGGCUGCUCGAACAGUACGAUCUGCGCGUACGAUAUUAGGAACGGCACGCUCCUGAGACAGAUGACGCUCGGGACCGAUGUAUCUGGAGGGUCCAAAAACAUCAUUGUGUGGGCUGUCAAGUGUCUCCCCAACGGCGACAUUGUCUCUGGAGACUCGACUGGUCAAGUGUGUAUCUGGGACGGCAAGACGUACACGCAAGCGCAAAAGCUGCGAAGCCACUCACAAGACGUCCUGUGUCUGUCGGUCAGCGCGGAUGGUUCAAAGAUCGUGUCGGGUGGUAUGGACAGACGGACCGCAAUCUACGAGCCUGUUGCUAGACAAACCGGCCGCUGGUCAAAGGUGUUCCACCGGCGGUACCACCAGCACGAUGUCAAGGCAAUGGCCUCCUUUGAGGGCAGGGGAAUGAGUGUUGUGGUGUCCGGCGGCUCGGAUGCAAACCCGGUGGUCCUGCCCUUACGCGCCGCGGGCAAAGAGUAUCACAGAACGCUCCCGCAUCUUCCGCAGAACGUCCCGGUUCACAGCGCACCCAAAGCGCGGCUCGUCGUCAGCUGGUGGCUAAACGAGAUCCGGAUUUGGCAUCUUCUCAGCCCCGCACAGAAACUGCUCGAUGAGCCUCAAGCUGCUCUCAGCUUGCGCAAAAAUAGGAAAUUCCUUGCGCAGGUCCUGGUAAAAGGAGACUCUCACAUAGCAUCGGCUGCGAUCAGCGAAGACGGAACGCUCCUUGCCGCCUCAACUGCUACCGAUAUCAAGGUGUUCCAGCUCGAUCUCGCGACGGGCGAGCACACCGAGCAACUCCGGAUCAAGAAAGUAGACAUGCCAACUGGGGGCCACACCGGUACAAGGAUCCAGUUUUCGCCGGAUAAACGAUGGUUAUCUUGGGUCGAAGAAGGGAGCAAGGUGAUGGUUGCCAAGAUCCAUAUCACAGAAUCUGCAACCGCCAAAUCCUAUACGAUCUCGCGUCCAUACAGGCUGCAGAGGCUACGGCGCCAGACUUCGAAGAACCUGCUUCUCGGCGGUCUUGGGUCCUACGACCGGAACAUUGCCCAGAUGGCCUUCUCACCAGACAGCAGACUGCUCAGCGUUUCGGACUUGGCGGGUUACAUCGACACUUGGGUGUUACGCGUCCCUGGCGAGCAGAUAAAUGGCGCGGAUGCCGAGAACGACGAUGGAGCGACUAGCGACUCGUCCAGCGCAUCGUCGGACGAGGAAUCCGAAGAUACCCCGGGAGAGCAAUGGGUUCGCAAUCCGAAGGCGGCACUUCUGCCAAAGCUGUCUGCCGCACCUGUGGUGUUGUCAUUCUCGAGAGUCCCGCGAGAAGAUGGCGAUUACGACUUAUUAGUCAUCACCUCGUUGAAACAGCUCUUCAUCUUCAACCCUGUACGCGGAGUGCUCUCUGAGUGGUCACGGCGAAAUACAUACCCCAAGCUCCCAGAGAAGUUCAGGGACACACGGGAUCAAGUCAAGGGCGUUGUCUGGCAAGGCCCCAGGGCCUGGGUCUAUGGGGCCUCCUCACUGUUCAUGCUGGAUCUAUCCCAGGACUUCAGCCCGGAAACGGACACGCCUGAGGGAAGAGACGGGCAGAAACAAGGAACCAAGAGGAAACGUGACGGGCGUGAGGCCGGCGCUGGCGGGAAGAUGGAGAGACACUCCCUCGCUGCGCAGCGCGUUCGAACGGCUGUGGGGCCUGACGGAGGGAAGUGGGAGGACGUGGAGAUGGUCGACGCUGAAGACCAAAAGAGCAUCGGCGCAAGCAGCGGGGUUGACGACGAUGAUGACGAAGACGUGGAUGGCGGCGAGCUGCAAGGACUCCGAGACGGCCAAGGGGCCAAUGGCAACACGCAGGAUGCAGACAAGCAGGGGACAAAGGCGAAGUGGUGGCAUACAUAUCAGUUCCGUCCCAUAUUGGGCAUUGUGCCCAUCGAGGGCACGCAAGGAGCCAGCGGCUCGACCAACGGGAGUGUGACCGAGAGAUUCCCGCCUGUCGAGGUUGCUCUUGUCGAGCGGCCGCUGUCUGACGAUGACUUGCCGGAACGCUAUCUUGGGGAGGGCGAAUGGGAGAGAUAGGCCCUGGGCGCCGCAGCGGCAACUCCGAAGGUUUCUAGCGGUCAGCGAGCCGGCACGAAGUGUGGGAGUCGCGUAUGGCGGACCGGGUUGCUGACAUCAUCAUACAUGUGGAAUCCGGGAUGGCUCAUCGAUGGAGUCUAACCAUCCACGAGCGAGCUCUGGCUACGGAAGGGUCUGGACCAAAGCAUCGCCAAGAUUGAGGAGUUGACCUUGAGCAGAACAACGCACUAGCCAGCCAGCCAGCGAACUCAGUGCACGCCGCUCGGAGAGCAAACAUUCAGAUAGGCUAGAUAAAGCUCCAAAAGGCGUUAUCACCUGACGCAGUUGUAAUGUACAUCAUACAUACGUACAUCUUCUUUGGUCGAACGACUUGUCGGAUGUCCUC
Chaetomium strumarium is the source of this 3195-nucleotide messenger RNA. Its product is annotated as quinon protein alcohol dehydrogenase-like superfamily. Gene Ontology annotation, cellular component: small-subunit processome; 90S preribosome; t-UTP complex. Gene Ontology annotation, molecular function: protein binding; RNA binding. NCBI's taxonomy places the organism in Eukaryota, Fungi, Ascomycota, Sordariomycetes, Sordariales, Chaetomiaceae. The transcript is spliced from 2 exons. Gene Ontology annotation, biological process: maturation of SSU-rRNA from tricistronic rRNA transcript (SSU-rRNA, 5.8S rRNA, LSU-rRNA). The record is from RefSeq and is a predicted model, not a curated record. The coding region runs from base 144 to 2810 and encodes 888 amino acids.